AAAUUAAAGGAGCACGACAUGGCACAUUAGUCGAGAUUGCGCUUAAAUGCCUUGGGGGUUGGGCUUGCGACUACGCGCUCUGUAAGGUGUGGUACACUGGUAACCUGGUCGGCAGGUUACGCUGUCUUAGGUUUUACAAAGAAAAAACAAUUUACAUCCACAACCGUACAAAGCUAUUUACUAUUCAUCAAGUGAGUCUGCCAUCCCCACACCACAACAACCAGUCCAUGCGGCUCUUCACAGCCACUGAAGCAGCCGUGCCUUCCCUCAUCCGCCACGUCUUGAUCGCCUCCACUACUUCUAACCCAGGCCCAUUUGGGUUUUCCGCCGCUCGCAAUGGCAUCGGUAUCGCAGGACUCUCAGCCAAUGUUCCAAUGGCACUUCAACGAGUUCGAUGAUCGUGGCUUCGAAGUCCGCGGCCGCACCUUCUUCCUCAUCGUCAUCCUCUUCUCCGUUCUACUGCUAUUCAUUCUCCUCUUCCUCUACGCCCGCUGGAUCUACCUGUACAGCCACCUCCCCUUCCCCAACCCUCCUGUACCGCAGCCGGCUCCUCGGGGGCUCGACCCGUCCACCAUUAAAAGCUUGCCCAUAAUCCCGCUCCGGUCAUUGGAAGCUCCGAACUCAACGGCACAAGCCGAGUGUUGUAUAUGCCUUGGUGUGUUCGAAGAUGGCGAGAAGGUUAAGGUUUUGCCACCUUGCCGACAUUGUUAUCAUUCCGAGUGCGUCGACAGGUGGUUGAGCGGUCACUCGAGUUGCCCAUUGUGUAGAGCUUCUCUGGGAGUGGACGCGCAGGUUGAAUCGGCCGUUCCACAAACGAAUUACCUCCCAUGAACAAAGUAGCCUUUAAAACUAGCUGUUAAAAUGGAGUGUUUGCUCUGUGGUAUAAUUAUUCGAAGUCAUAGCUAGCAAAACGUUGUAAGGAUUGGUGUGUGGUGCUGUUCAUUGCAUCAUUGUAUUUUUCAUCUGAAAGCCUUUCUGUUUUGCACUUUGUCUGGUUUUUCAGCUUUCCUGUGGACUACAGUUGUUGUUUUUA
Messenger RNA from Carya illinoinensis, 1033 nucleotides. Its product is annotated as RING-H2 finger protein ATL66. The transcript has a single exon. Bases 337 to 831 code for a protein of 164 amino acids. Lineage: Eukaryota; Viridiplantae; Streptophyta; Magnoliopsida; Fagales; Juglandaceae. The record is from RefSeq and is a predicted model, not a curated record.